Lytechinus pictus (painted urchin) is the source of this 5080-nucleotide messenger RNA. Its product is annotated as coiled-coil domain-containing protein 160 homolog. The transcript is spliced from 2 exons. The record is from RefSeq and is a predicted model, not a curated record. Lineage: Eukaryota; Metazoa; Echinodermata; Echinoidea; Temnopleuroida; Toxopneustidae. Bases 94 to 1113 code for a protein of 339 amino acids.
GAACGCGAAUCACGUGAUCUUCAUAUCAGCUUCGAUCGCGAGUCAGAAGAGAAGAGCAGCUGCCCAGAAAAUCAGGAAAAAGCCGUGAAAAUCAUGUCACAGUCAGAAUCACAGUACACAACGGAAGGCACAACCCCUGGCCAGAGACACUGGGUAGAAGAUUUAUUUCCACCUCAUUUCCAGCUCAGUCUCUCAAACCUAACUAGGGAACAACAACAGGCUGAUGAAGGUACGCAGGAAGCAUGGAGGUUAGCCCAGAGAAAGAAGGCAAAGGAUAUCUAUCAUCAAGUCAAGGCUCGAAUGGACUCCGAGGUGCAGAUCCCCAAGGACAAGAACAUUCAGGUUGGUGAGCCAUUGUCUGAGCUGAAGCAGAAUGUAAAGUUGACGGGUAAGGUGAAGAGGUCUGAAUCUUCAAAGAAGAAAGAGAUUAGGGAUCAUGGUGGUGAUGGGGAAAGGACUGAGGACGGUGGUAUCUGGUCUAAAGGUGAGAUUGAAAUCCUCAGGAAAGAAUUCCAAAAAGUCAGAGAGGAGAAGCAGAUCUUGCACAUCGAGUUGAAAGCUUUACAGAGGCAUUACAAAGACCUUGAAAAGAAACACAGAGAACAGACUGAACUCCUCAACACCAAAGCCAAAGCUCUCAAAGAGGCACACCAGCAAAACCAGAGGCUGCAUUUACAAACCCAACAUCUAACCAAAGAGGUGCGACUGCGGAUGAGUAAGCUUGCUAUGGCAGAAGAUGACUAUCGGGAAGUUGUCGAGCAGCGAAUGACAAUGAGAAAAGAUACCAUUGAUCUUCGGAAGGCUCUUUCUCGAACGAAGCACGAUUUGAAGGAGGUGAGGAUUCAGUUAUCAGAGGCAGAUUCCAGACAUCGACUGGAGUCAAUGGAGAAGGAAGAGACAAUGAGAUUAGAGUAUGAAUCACAGAUUGCUGCUCUAUACCAGGAGCUUGGUGAAUGUAGGACAGAGCUAGAGAAGGAACGGAUGGAGCACAAAAGAUCCUCAAAGGCAUUGGAUCUACUUAGAAUUCACUUCGCGCAGCAAUCAGAGAGAACUGAACCUAAGCAUUCCACCACUGGUGAUGCUAAAUCUCUCAAGGUGCUACAGCUUUAUUGAGGAUAAGAUCACAUAUGAUUUGUGAUGCAACUUCUGGGAUGCAGAAUGUUUGAAAAAGAAAUUGGACAAGCAUUAAGAAAGUUAUGGCUGCUUUAACAUCGAGAACCUUAUGACCAUGUAGAUUUCAUUUUGGCAAUUAAGUAAGUAAAUUAUGACAAGGGGCAAGGACAACUUUCCCAUAGGCCAUGUACUUAAUUAUCAGGGAUUUGUGGUUUUCUCCUAAGUACCCAUUCCCCUUGGGCAGUUAUCUACAUAUAACCCAGGAGGAAUAUUGUUAAUGUCCUCAUGAAGGAAAAUAUACAACUUGAAGUAAAACUUUAGAAAAAAAUUACGUUUUACCAAUUUUACGUAUUUGAGUACAUGUACAUGGAAGAGUAGUCCUUGCCUUACAUCACAUAUGCGGCCAAUUUAAAGUCUCCAUGGGUGUACUGAUUACCGGUACUAAGUUUUACAAGUUUUAAAAAUUCAUAACUUUCUUAUUGUGUGUCGGAUAUUGUUCAUGUUCAAACUUCCACCUAUCAGCUUGUCUGAUUUGUCUCUUUCCUCUAAAAACAAGUUUUUAUUUGGGUAGGAUUCCCCUUUAAGAUAACAUCUGUAGUGUGCACCAUGGGUACUGAUAAUCAUACCAACCAGGGGGCUGUUUCAUAAAGCUGAUCGUAAGUUAAGAGCGACUUUAAGGACGACUGGUGAACCUUUUUUGUGGUAAAUGCUAUCGACCAUUAAAUUUUCAUUGGUGAUUAUUUAGAGCAUAAGAAAGGUUCACCAGUCAUUCCUAAAGUUGCUCUUAACUUACAAACAGCAUUGUGAAACACCCAUCCGGAUGCACUUUAAUACUGGGUAGGUGUUAUAGAGAGGACAGUUCAUAACUAUUGCGAGAAAUAUGAGAAUGCAAUUUGAUGGAAUUUUGUUAAAUGAAUGCGUCACAGAUCUAAAUCUGCUUAUAUGUUGAGUUGUGCAAUACAGUCAACCAGUUGGAACCAUUAUUUGCUUCUCCUCUGUUUUAAAUCAUUUACUCAUUUUUAGGUUUCCAGUUCAAAUUUUGUUGAAUUAGAAGUAAAGGUAAAGUCCCUCUCUUACUGUUGUUAAGUAUGAGAGGUUGAAUGGCACCUAAGUCUCUUUUCAGAUUCCAGCUUACAGGUGCAUUGCUACACAAAAUAGAAUAGCUGUAAAUGUUUGCCAGUCUAGAAGCUGUAAUCACUCAACUGCCUUUAUGAAUUUCUUAAUAGAGCCUAGAAAAGACAAAGGCAAUCAACUUAAUAAGUAGCAUUACUAAAACAAGUAGCUAUGACCAGGGUUGCAUUUCAUGCAAGGAACUGUUGGACGGUUUAUUCAGUAAAGUCUGUUUUAUCUAAUCUGGGGAGUGUUUCAUCAACAUUUCUUUCUGACAAGUUGUCAAAACUUACAACUUUCCUUGGUUUUGAUUGGCAGAGGAGCAUUGUUACUAUGGCAACUGUCGGAUGAAAUAGGACUUGUCGGGUGAAACGUCUGACAAGUCCUUUCAUAAAACGGAGUGGCUUUCCUUGGGAGUGUUUCAUCAAUAUUUUAGUCCGACAAGUUGUCAGAUCUGACAAUUUUCUUUGCUUUUGAUUGGCUGAGUAGCACUGUUACUAUGGUAACUGUCGGAUAAAUAGGACUUGUCGGAUAAAACAAAGUUAUGGCAUUUUAAAGUUUCGCUUCAUUUCACAAAACAGUUAUAUGCACAUCUCGGUCGGUAUGCAAAUGAGGAACUGAUGACAUCACUCACUCACUAUUUCUUUUGUAUUUUAUUAUAUGAAAUAUGAAAUAUUUUUAUUUUCUCGUCAUUGUCAUGUGAAAUGAAGUUUCAUUCCUCCCUGAACCGUGGAAUUCCAUUAUUUUAACAUUUUGUGCUUCAGGCAAGGAGGUCAUAAUCGUCAAAUUCGUAAAAAUUGAAAUAUUUUAUAAUUUAAACAAUAAAAACAAAAGAAAUAGUGAGUGAGUGACAUCGACUCUCUCAUUUGGAUGUAACUGGCUCGUUCAUAUAACUAUUUUGUUAAAUAUAAGCGAAACUUUGAAUUGUCAUAACUUUCUUAUUUUACAUCCGAUUUCGAUGAAAUUUUCAGCAUUGUGCUUGUCUGAUUUUUCUCUAUUGAUUCAAGUCAACAUUUUUCUGAAGUGGACUUGACCUAUAAAGUGUUCCAAGUUCUGCAAAGUUUAAGAUAUUUAUUUAUGAAGUCUGGUGAUAAAAUAUUACUGUCAACAAAGUUUGUUUCUCUGGGCUUGCCGAACAUUGUAGUGUUGUUGUCUACAUACAACACUCGGCAUGAAGGAGUGCACUUUGUGGUAGGGUUUACUAACUUUCAAGCGCAACUGUAGUGAUUGAUAGAGAUAGAGAAUGAGAUUGGAAAGGAAUGGAUAGAGUAGUUUUUCAAAACUGUAGUUUGAGAAAUAUGCAUAAGUUGAGAAAAAGGUUGAGAGGUACAUGUAAAGGAGAACAGGGAUCAAACUGAAGGUUAUUGGAGAAAGGUAAAGAUGAAGUAAAGGAGAACAUUAAGAAGGAAAGUGUAAGUGAUGGAUAGGGAAUGAGAUAGGGAAAGAAAUGGAUAAAGAGAGAGAGAGAGAGGAGGAGGAGAUCACACUGACUAAGCAAUAAACACCAAAAGCAUCCAAAAUGGGUGAUAUUGGAUUUCCUCUUGCACAAUGCCACAUGCUGGCAGAGGAGCACUGUUACUAUGGCAACUGUCGGAUAAAAUAGGACUUGUCGGGUGAAACGUCUGACAAGUCCUUUCAUGAAAUGCAUUGGCUUUCCUUGGGAGCGUUUCAUCAAUAUUUUAGUCCGACAAGUUGUCAGAUCUGACAAUUUUCUUUGCUUUUGAUUGGCUGAGUAGCACUGUUACUAUGGUAACUGUCGGAUAAAUAGGACUUGUCGGAUAAAACAUUCAACAAGCCCUUUCGUGAAACGCUCCCCUGAUGUUAAUUAUUCAUCUACUUUAGCAAACUUUCACUGCAGCUAAUUUUAUGUGUCUCUUUAAUUUGAAACCUUAUUUAUUUCUCUUCUGCAUAAUUGUUGAAGUUUCUAAGAGUGAAACAUUUAUAGUAAGUACACAGUAAUGGUAAUAAAAAUGGCAUCAAAUCAGUUACAUUUCAGAGUGUCAGCUUGUCAGGUCAGUUCUCAGUAUAAUCAGUGUGAAAAAAGGGAAAAUAUAUUUAUAUUUUUUUUCAAUCAGAGAGAACCUUAACUUUAUAUCAACUGCCAUGAAUAUAAAAGUAAUUUUAUCAAAACAUCUCAAAUUUUCACACAAGGGUCACUGGUUGUGCAUCAUACAGCUUUAUGAAACAGCUCCCGGGAUAGAUUUUACAAGAGUACAAGAGUUUGAUGGCCACUAAUCUAACAUUUUCCUCUCGUGCAGAAUGGAUUCUAUUUUCCCAUCACUUUGGUAUCUUCAAUUUGAUUGUAUCAUGUUCAUAAAUAUGGGUCAAUUAUCUUAAUUUUGGGAAAUAAGCAAAGUCAAAAUCCAAUAACCAGUAUUAAAUUCUUAUAACUGAUUUCGAGGAGGGGGGGGGGGGUGGAAGAGGUAGUAAAAGAUAGGAAGGUAGUGGUGUACAGAUGGCCUUACCCCCAAAAAUGUUAACAACCAAGAAAAUAAAGAGAUACAAGUAACAAAAGGGGAAGAGAAAAGGGUGAAAUACAUGCAUGGCAUUCUCAGAAUAUCAUGUCAAACUCCUUCACACCUUGCAUUUUUGUAAUAGCAAAAUUUUUGCCGACUCGCAACUUUUUUUAUAAAUUUCAACUGAUACGCCAUAUCUAGCCCCUUCAAAAUUUUUGGCUCAUGCUUCUGAAGGUAGGGAGAGAUAGAGAGAAGGGAUAUGAAUCAAAGGGAGGAAAAUAAACUAAGAGCUAAAUGGUCAUCAUCAAGAAAGGAAGACCCACAAUUAUAGCAAAUUACAGACAUACAGUGGUGCUCAAAGUUUUGUAAAUCCCACCGGAAAAUAAAACAUAUUUAAAGUG